Molecule: messenger RNA, 2310 nt
Organism: Schistocerca gregaria
Lineage: Eukaryota; Metazoa; Arthropoda; Insecta; Orthoptera; Acrididae
Product: glycerol-3-phosphate dehydrogenase [NAD(P)+]-like
Exons: 3
Coding region: 47-1096 (349 amino acids)
Biological process (GO): carbohydrate metabolic process; glycerol-3-phosphate catabolic process
Cellular component (GO): glycerol-3-phosphate dehydrogenase (FAD) complex; cytosol
Molecular function (GO): glycerol-3-phosphate dehydrogenase [NAD(P)+] activity; NAD binding
Source: RefSeq, a predicted model, not a curated record
AGUUAACUCUGCUCUUGAACUGUCACCUCUUCUAUUUCAAUAACAAAUGACGCCUAGUGUCACUUCUGCUCCACCCACCGCAAUAGGUAUAUUUGGCCUUGGUCAGUUCGGCUUUGCGAUGGCCAAAAUUUUGGGCGACAAGUACCCUAAAAUUCCUAUUAUUGGUUAUGAUCCAGUUACCAAAUAUGUUGAAUUUAUUCAACGAACAAAAAAACAUCCUAUUUUUCAUAAAGAUGUUGUGCUAAGUCCCCACGUGGUCACAACUUCUGUACAAGGCGAAGUUAUUGAAAAAUCUAAUUUCAUUUUAUUGGCCGUCCCAGGUCAAUAUUUUCGCUCUAUGAUGAAAGAAAUAUGUCCUUUAAUUCACCGAGAUGUCAUUUUCUUAAAUACGGCCAAGGCACUCGAGUCUGGGACCAAUAAAAACAUGAGUGAAAUUGCAGCUGAGGAGCUUGCAAAUUGUUCCCACAAGACGUGGUUUGCGACAUUGAGCGGUGGAAUGAUUGCUGAAGAGAUCACCAAAAACUGGCCUAUCGCUGCCGACGUCGCAUGUGAAGAUAUCAGUGUCGCUCGAUAUGUGGCCGAUUUGCUUCAAACAUCGUAUUUUAAGCUCAAUCCAAGCAAUGACGUAUUAGGCGUCCAAAUGGCAGGAUCCCUGAAGAACGUGAUUUCAAUUGCUGCUGGAUUCUAUGAUGGACUGGGCUAUGAUGUCAGCAGCAAGGCCGCCUUUGUUUCGGAAUCCAUGCGAGAAAUGUACCAUCUUGCAUUGGCGCUCGGUGCCAAGCAUGAAACUUUCGAUAUAGGCAGCCAUGCAUGGAUGGGCGAUGCCCUCACAACCGCCUUCGGAAAAUCCAGAAACAGGUAUUUCGGAGAAUUAAUAGGACAAGGCAUGCCCGUUGCCGAUGCAUUGGAACAGCUAGAAAGUCAACACAAACGUGCUGAAGGAUAUACUACAACAGAAAGUUUUUAUUUACUUUCAAAAAAAUUGAAAUUGAACACACCCAUUUUGGAUAUUAUCUAUAACGUUCUUUUCAAUGGCGAACCAGUCAAGAAAGCUAUUUUAGAAUUUUGGAGUCAUUCCUCACAAAAAACUGUGUAAAGUCCAAACUUUACUGCUUAAAGAUGCAGUACUUCUAAUGUGUCCCUUGCGCACCAUUUGUUUCCUUUAAAUCCGUCGACACCUGAAUACCACGUUCAGGCCAUCGUCUAUGAAAAAGGGUCCAGACAAUAAAAAACUGGCAUCUAGGUGGAGCUGCUCAUGAUUGGCCCUACCUUGUAUUCCGGCCACACCCAAAAUGAGAUCAACUUGUACAAGGUCGCUACAUCAUUAACAUGCUACUGAAAAGAAAUAACCUCCUAUAAAUCGAAAAAAAUAUUUUCUAGAUUUUUUGAAUCCUUUUUAAUAAGUGACAGUUGAGGACUAGUGAAAUAUGCCUAAUGAAUUCAUAUUUCCACGUUUUUUUUUUCUAAUUUAUCCUGAUCUGUCGAGUUGGUGCAAAUGUAUAUAUAAUCGUGGAGAUCGUCUAGUUCCUUCUGAACAUACAAACUCUUUUUGAUGUGUUCACAGAUCGUUUUGGAAUGCUCAAACUUCUUCAAUACGGUUAUCACUAUAUAGCCAUUUUCUUUCGAAACUCUUUGCAUUUCUUUGAUGCCCUCUCUGAAAUUGUCAAAGUUGUGUAUGGCAGUGAGGCAGAGAACCAAGUCAAACAUUUUUGAUCGAAAGGGUAGUCGUUCACCCUGUCCCUUUACAACGCAUCCAUAUGCAGGCGUCUCUUCACUUAUUUGGUGAAUGAGGUUCAUAGAUGGAUCUAAACCAUAUUGAUACCGACAGCAGAUAUUAGAAUACGAAAGCCCAGUCCCACAGCCAACAUCCAGGAACCAAGUGUUUAAAUCUAUUUGUACGUGUGCGGAUAUGGCGGCUAGUUUUCUUUGUUGCUCUUGACCAUGGAGCUGGUUAUAACUUCUGGAAAUUGCGUCGUAAUAGUGUCCCCUGUCCAUCUGUGGAUACGAUUCAAAUUAUGACCAUACGUAGUUUACGCUUGUGCUGGCUAAAAAAUUUUUGUACUGCAAUCAUCGGUUGUGUUUUUUUAAGAAGUACAUUUUUGACGAAUUAUGUGUAUAAAUAAUCAAGCAGGUGUCGCACUCACGGAAAAAAUCUGUUGCAGAUCAUUAGUAUCUAUUUUUGAAAUUUGAAUGUUUUUACCUUUCGUCAGGUAUCGGUACUGGUACUAGAUCGAGUAGUCGAAAUUUUCAGCUAUUAUCCUUUAGAAUAUUUUUGUUAUUUGGCACUUUCAAAUUUUUUUGAUAUUCAGA